This is a messenger RNA of Dunckerocampus dactyliophorus (ringed pipefish), 4509 nucleotides long. RefSeq lists its product as uncharacterized. The coding region runs from base 281 to 1573 and encodes 430 amino acids. The record is from RefSeq and is a predicted model, not a curated record. NCBI's taxonomy places the organism in Eukaryota, Metazoa, Chordata, Actinopteri, Syngnathiformes, Syngnathidae. The transcript has 3 exons.
CCGCAACGAGGCUGUGUUGAGAAACUGCGCAGCCGCCAUGCGCAUCCGCCAGCUUGUGGGCAGCGCAGCCAUUUCUGUGCCCCUCAACGCAGACACACAAACACACACCGAAGUGUUGUGUGUUCAUCUCACACACACGCGUGUAACGUUGAGGAAUCAUCGCGAAGAAUCACAGCUGGAGUCUACUGAAUCCACUGAGAUCCGCCAUCUCUAAACUUUCCUUGGAUUUCAACGCCUGCGCAGCCCCCUCCUCCCCCUCGGUGUGUAUGUGUCUGUCUACAUGUGUGUGUCCGCGAUGGAAGCCACCAGUUUACAAGCAGGCAGCUGCGACACCGCAACGGUGCACGUAAAAAGGGAGGAGGGAGAGGAAAAGCAAUCUGCGCUGGUUUUGGGCAGCCAGCACUCGCCUGCGCCCUGCAGCGAUCCUGUAUGCAGGGGAGGAGAAGAGCUGGGAGACUCAUCACAGCUGCAUACAACCAACACUGCUACUCCUACGCUGCUGUCCCCGGUGAUGCCAUCUGCUCCUCCCGAGAAGACGCUCCCCCUCGGUUCCGAUUUCUCCUCCAAAGCUGUUUUGUGUCUGAUCGAGGCCGUCGGUCGCCGCUGGGGCCUUUACGAGACGCGGGAACGCUCGCAGCUCUUCCAGAGCGUCCAGGAGGAGCUGGCCGCCAAGGGCCACAUGCUUCCUGUGGAGAGGAUCCGACGCAAGUGGAAUAACUUGAUUGUUACGUACAAAAGGGUCAAAGACCGCAGCCGCGAGACGGGCCAAGCCAAGACGUCCUGGGAGUUCUUUGAUCUCAUGGAUGCCACGCUCUGUGACACUGUCGGUUCUUACAUCAGCAACAAACGUAGCAAAGGAGGCAGCGCCAUGCCCACACAAGCCCCUGCAAAGGUCACACCCAAGCUGCACAUCCCAUCGCCGACUACCAUCAUCCACCCUAAUGGGAACUUCUCCACGCCUGUUCAUGUGGAAUCAGGGGCCAAAGCUCACUCUGCUGCCAGCGUUAGCAACAGCGAUGCCAUUGCGACUGUUCGCCAAACAGAAAGUCCAGACCUCAAACCCCUAAUGGUACUUAACAGUGACAUUGUUACCAACAGCCUUCAUCUAGCCUCCACUGAUCCACCUCCAUCAUUCAUCUCCUCAUCCUGUUUCACACACACUGCCUCACCCUCGCUUGGGUCUGACCUGAACACCCCCCGCAAAGCUCUGUCGUUCCCAACAGACGUCAUAUGCUUUCGUCGGGGCCAGAACCUCACCUCCAAUUUCCCCUCCACGUCCUCCUCCAUCGCGUCCUCCGUUUCCACCCCGGCCACAGCAGGGCCCGAAGUCCAGAAGGCGAACGAGGAGCACAGCAGCACCCCCUUCUACCGGGAGAUUUUUAAGAAAAGGGAGGAGCAGACUCACCUGGAUGGCGUCGCUCACGGCCGCGUGGAGGCGAGAGAAAGACGGCGUGAGAGGAGGGAGAUGCGGAUGGCAAAGUCCCUGUGCAGGAUCGCCACGGCUCUGGAGCUGCUCUCCUCUAAGCAGGACACCGUCAUUGCUCUCCUGCAGAGGCUGGCUGACAAAAAGUGAAGGAAAAAGAACACGUUAAAGUAACUUUGGCUUAAAAAUCUCACAUUAUUUGAGUGUCACCUGUCUUCAAUGAUUAUCGCCAUGUUUACUAAACAUUAUUAGUAUCCAACUUAUCAAGUUGAUUGUUUUUAACAGGCUACCACAAACCAACACUAGUGGUGACAAGUUUGCCUCUUUUCAGAGAACAGGCACUUUUGACUCGGCUCACUAAAAAGAGUCGGUUCUUUUGGCUCCUCAGAUUUUUUUUGUUGCUUAAAUUGAUUUCUUACCAAAAUAGGUGUAAAAUUAAUUUCUAAUGUAAAAAUAUAAUUACAGUAAUCCCUGCCACGGCUUCACUCUAUCACGGUUUUUCAAAAGUAUAUUAAUAAAUCAUGCUGUUUUGUGGUUGAAUACAUCUUAUUAGUCAAAAAUAUGCAAAUUUGACUAAUUUUUUGCUGAAAUCAAGCAUAAAUGAAGUAAAAUCCAAAUAUAAGGCAUUCAGAAGAUGCAGUCCAAGAUGCUGUGACUAUAUGUAGUAUUCUACACUGGUCACUAGGUGUCAGUAAUGUUACUGUAAUGUUCGGUGAGACACAAGCACCAGAUCUGAUCGCCAGAACAACAGGCUUUUGAAGGUUGGAAUGAUCACACAGCAGGCACAAUAAUCGCUAACAUGAGCGACUGUUGCGGUUGAAACCCACGCCAAGCUAAAACUCAACUCUGAACCGAUGACGUCAUUUCCUCUUCAACACCGGGACACUUUUACAGCAACACACACGACCUCAAGUCUUAUGUCUAAAAUGGCCUACUUUCUGUAAUUAUGUCUACUAUAUUGAGUAAUAUGAGCGUAAAGAUGAUUAUAGGCGUGUUUAGAGGGCUCUAAUUAUGUUUAAAAUGUGCUUAGAAGGUCAUAAACAGGUUUUCUAUGCUCUAACCAUGGAAAUAGUUAUCCUACUAUGCAGAAAUUCACGUACCGUGGUCUGGUCUGGAACCAAUUAACCGUGAUAGAGGGAUUCCUGAAUAUCAAAUGUUUGUUUAUAUGGCUUUAUUUAAAUGCUCAACAUGGAACAAAUUGCAACAAAAAAUGAAUUAUUUCUAAUUAGAAUCAGCUCAACUCCUCACCUUUCCAGCUUGCGUGCGUGACCACUGCGUCCUCCUUUUGCAGCGUGUUGACACGUCGGCACCGCACAUUUUGACCAACCGUGUGCGGCUUUAACAGAAACAAAGACGAGGGAAAACAACGGACUGCUCGUUCAAGUCUGAGCGGCGGCACUCGUUUCGUUCAUUUCAAAGAGUCGCCUCUACAUCACUAACCAGCCGAGUAAUACCUCACGGAGUUGGCAGUGAGUUUGCAGGCCUGGUUAUCGCAGGAAAAAAUGAUACAUCAAUUCCAAAAACAAUAUUUAUUACAAAUUAUAGCACUGAAAAAUACAACACAACUUUUGUGUUGUUGUGUCCUUGUUGUUCAGUGCUAUACACAAGAAUGACCAAAUGAAUCAUUUUUAAAUCACACUUUCAAUAUCAAUAAAACUGGUAGACUGACAUCUAGAAGGUUAUCAUAUUUAUUAGCUGAUGGACAGUUAUGUCAUGACAUUAUCUUCAAAUUAGCAUAACACAUUUCUCUGUGUGGCAGCUGCAUCUACUCCAGGUUACUGCUGUGUGUGAGUGACAGGAAGAAAAGCUCUUACUCACUUAGACUCAUCUUUUUCGGACUUUUUUCCUGGUUUUAUUCUAGGGGAAACACGGUAUUUAAAAUGCAGUCGCUAUUCAGUCAUAACGUCUUCAUCUUCUCCCUCGUCGUCUUCAUCAAAGUACUUUUCCUCUGCAUCUCUGCUGACAAUGUCGAGGUUGUCGAAGUCUGGGUUCUCAUCCACCUCGCUGUCAGGGAGACACACAAGCACACGCUUAGGAUGCAACGUUCAGUUACAAGCCACACCGGAGUACAUGCGCACGAGCAUGGGGAGAACGUGCAACCUCCACAGAGAGUGCCACCAUGUUUCAAACGCGCAUGAUGUCUUCAUGAGGACAGCUUGAAGAUAACUCAAAUGGUGUACAUGCCAUCUUGGAGUGAAGGCCGACCUGUAGUUGAAAUCCUUGUCUUUGCCGUCGAGGAAGCGCUGGUGCAUCUGACUGAUGAACUCCUCCCGUAGAAGAGCCUUCUCUUCAGAGGUCGGCUCCCAAGUCUUCUCCUGGACUCCAUCAUCUUCAGCAGCAACAUUGAAUGACACACAAAAAAUAACACUUUAAAAAAGAAAAAUCCAACUAAAGCGCCACCAUUUCUUGCGUUCCUUGCCUUCAUCGUCCUCGUCCUCCUCCUGCGCAUCCUCCUCUCUCUCCUGCUCCUCCUGCAAACGACCUUGGAUGAGACGCUCCUGGUAGGAGUUGAGGAGGAGGUGGGCGAGCCCUCCGGGCGCUCCCUGUUGUGCCUCAGGUCCCCCCUGUGCACUGUGCAACAUGGCCUCCUGGGAGCGCUCCAGCACCUGAAAUGGGAAAAGAUUGAAACCACAUCCUGCAGCGAGAGCAUGACUUUAUAGUACAUUGUUACCUCCUCAUCGGUGAGGUACUGUCCAAUAUACUGUUCAUACAGCAGUGGUUCCCUCAUUCGCAUUUGUUCUUCACUAAAAUAUUCACCCUCUAAGAAAAGAGUGAAGACUUUUAAGUGGUACUGUACAUUUAAAAAGAAAAAGAAAAGAUGCCUCUACCUUUCUGCAGGGCCCUGAGAGCAGCAUAGCGCUGGUUUCUAAUUCGCUUCUUGUCGGUGCUUCCUGCAGCUCGCCUAUGGAUCACUUUGCUGUAGUGCUGAGUCCGCGGAUCAGCGCUGACGUGGGCAAAAGAUCGCAAAUGCUCCGGCUUCAGGUAGCCCUGGAAAAGCCAAGAAAAAUACAAAAUACAGCUGUAUAAAAUUUUAAUAUAAAUAAAUCACUCCAUAUUUCCAGUUAAUUCCCUUACGGGAUGGGCAU